AAAGAGCGGUGGGAAAACUUCUUGCCAGCUUAUUUUAUCACCGUUGAAUAACAGAAUGACAGAUUUCCGGGACAUUGUGCAUCAUUUGCCGGUGUCAAUUUGCGAGAGGUUCCCAGGAAUUACGGGAGAGAUUUCAUAUUUCAAGCUGUUGCUGUAACCGCUGUUCGGUUACACGAGCCACAGCAGCCGGUGUCAGACCACAGUGCUGCGGUAUUGAUGCUCCCGGACUCGGCUGGGCUGAAGCACGGGCGAUCGCAGACACCGUAGUCCAGGACGGCUAUUCGUAAAUCCCCCCGCCCGACGCCGGUCCACGGCAGCUUCCGAAUCCGAGCAGACGGCUGGAAUCGGGCGAAGCGGCGUGGCGUGGCGUGCCGGAGUGGGCGGGCUCCGGGGAGACCUCUGAACCCGAGGACAUCCGCCAGUCUCCUCCCUUCGUCGCUCUCCCCGCGUUCAUCAUGGCGCCUCCGUCGGUCUUCCUGCGGUGUGGAUUUUACUUCCAAAGACGGAAACUGGGUCUCUUGCUGCGACAGACGAGCUCGUAUCACGCCGUGAGACACGCCGACGAGAAGAGAGGCCAGACCCCGCAUAAAAACCAGAAGGCCUUCCAGUUCAGCCCCGGAUUGAGGACAGCGGUGUGGGCAAACGGACGGACCGGACACAGACGCAUCCUAGAACCCGUGAAGGACCUGACUCUAUGGCAGGCAGUGGACAAGCGGACAUGCUGGCAUGGUCAUGCAGGUGGAGGCCUCAGCGCGGAUCCCAAGAACGUGCUGAAGGAGGUGAAUUCCAGGCAGAUCCUAGCAGCCAUGCUGUCAUACGUCUGGCCCAAGGACAGACCAGACCUGCGGGCUCGUGUAGCCGUCUCCCUGGGCCUGCUGGCUGGAGCGAAGGUGACCAACGUCAUGGUGCCCUUCAUGUUUAAAUAUGCGGUGGACGGCCUCAACCAGAUGUCAGGAAACGUGCUGAACCUGAGCGAGGCACCAAACACAGUGGCAACCAUGGCAACGGCCGUGCUCAUUGGCUACGGUGCGUCAAGAGCUGGUGCCGCCUUCUUCAACGAGCUCAGGAACGCCGUCUUCGGGAAGGUAGCCCAGAGCUCCAUCCGGAGGAUUGCCAAGAAUGUCUUCCUGCACCUCCACAACCUGGACUUAAACUUUCACCUGAGCCGCCAGACGGGGGCGCUGUCCAAGGCCAUUGACAGGGGGACACGGGGCAUCAGCUUCGUGUUGAGUGCCUUGGUCUUCAACCUGGGGCCCACGGUCUUUGAAAUGGCCCUCGUCAGUGGUAUAUUGUAUUACAAGUGUGGAGGCCAGUUUGCAUUGGUGACGUUGGGGACGCUGUCUGCGUACACGGCCUUCACCAUCGCGUUCACACAGUGGAGAACCCGCUUCAGGAUAGAAAUGAACAAAGCGGACAACGAGGCCGGAAACGCAGCCAUCGACUCCCUCCUGAAUUAUGAGACUGUGAAGUAUUUCAACAAUGAGAAGUAUGAAGCCGAGCGCUACGAUGGCUUCCUGAAGACGUACGAGUCCGCCUCCCUGAAGACCACCUCCACACUGGCCAUGCUCAACUUUGGGCAGAACGUCAUCUUCAGCGUGGGCCUGACCUCCAUCAUGGUGCUGGCCAGCGAAGGCAUCUUGGCGGGGACCAUGACCGUGGGCGACCUGGUGAUGGUCAACGGGCUGCUCUUCCAGCUCUCCAUGCCUUUGAACUUCCUGGGCACGGUGUACCGGGAGACCCGGCAGGCCCUCAUCGACAUGAACACACUCUUCACCUUGCUCAGCGUCGACACCAAGAUCAAGGACAAGGAGCUGGCCCCCCCGUUGUUGGUGACACCCCGGGAGGCCACCAUCCGCUUCGAGGACGUGCACUUCGAGUACCUGGAAGGCCAGAAGGUGCUCGACGGGGUGUCUUUUGAAGUGCCCGCGGGAAAGAAGGUGGCCAUCGUUGGAGGCAGCGGCUCAGGAAAGAGCACCAUCGUGAGGAUGCUCUUUCGCUUCUACGAGCCCCAGCGGGGCAACAUCUACGUGGCAGGUCAGAACAUCCGUGACGUGGGCCUGGAAAGCCUGAGGAAGGCCGUGGGGGUCGUACCACAGGAUGCCGUCCUGUUCCACAACACUAUCUUCUACAACCUGCAGUACGGCAAUAUUCACGCCUCUGACAACGACGUCUACAAAGUGGCCAAGUUGGCAGGCAUUCACGAGGCCAUCUUAAAAAUGCCCCACGGGUACAACACCCAGGUGGGGGAGAGAGGUCUCAAACUGUCAGGCGGAGAGAAGCAGCGCGUGGCCAUCGCACGGGCCAUCCUGAAGAACCCGCCUAUCCUACUGUACGACGAGGCAACGUCCUCGCUGGACUCCAUCACCGAGGAGAACAUUCUGAGCGCCAUGAAGGAGAUGGUGAAGGACAGGACCUCCAUCUUCAUUGCUCACAGAUUGUCCACCAUUGUGGACGCCGACGAGAUUAUUGUCCUGAAUCAGGGUAAGAUAGCAGAGCAGGGCACCCACCAGGAGCUGCUGAACAGGCCGGGCAGCCUGUAUUCGGACCUGUGGAACACGCAGAACAGCCGGAUCCUAAACAGCAAGGGGGAGGCGGAGCUAAAGGAGGAGCGCCUGUCCAGGAAAGAGGAGGAGAGGAAGAAGCUACAGGAGGAGAUUCUCAACAGUGUCAAGGGCUGUGGGAACUGCUCCUGCUGAGGGGCCUACUGACGUGUGACCCCUGACCUCUGACCUCUGACUGCAGAUGGCCAUCCAGUUAGAUACUCUUCUGGGGCUUUGCUGGCACAGGGGAACUCAUUCCAUCUCCUCCUCCUCCUCACCGCCCUCCCCGACUCCUCGUACUCACUCUAAUACCAGUAUCCACCCGCACGCGGUUCUGGAGAUGCAGCUCAUUAAAGUGGGAAACUCAAGAGAAUGCCACUUUUUGACAGCUUUCUGUUUAUAUAUAAAAAAAAAAAACACACACACACACAAAAACUGUUUGCUGGUUCUCUCACCGACCGAAAUCGAGCCUUUAACCUCCGGUGUUGACAUGUGAGAGACUCACUUCAGGUCAAAAAAGAUGCAAAUUUAGCUUGAAGGUAUUUUUAACCGCAAAGGGUGGCCGUGUUUAAUCACCACUCUACGGUCCCAAAUCACCUUCAAUGGACAGCACUCAUACUGUUCUUUUCAAAUGAUUGUCUUUCUCCUUUGUAUUCGGGAACUCUUUUGAAAGCUGUUUUUAUUAAGUUUGUGUACAUAUCAUAAGAUUGAACCCAUAGGAUUCUGACAUAAAAAGACAUAAAGAGGUGUU
Molecule: messenger RNA, 3291 nt
Organism: Brienomyrus brachyistius
Lineage: Eukaryota; Metazoa; Chordata; Actinopteri; Osteoglossiformes; Mormyridae
Gene: abcb7
Product: ATP-binding cassette, sub-family B (MDR/TAP), member 7
Exons: 17
Coding region: 456-2696 (746 amino acids)
Biological process (GO): transmembrane transport; intracellular iron ion homeostasis
Cellular component (GO): mitochondrial inner membrane
Molecular function (GO): ATP hydrolysis activity; ATP binding; ABC-type transporter activity
Source: RefSeq, a predicted model, not a curated record